AAAUAUGGAAUGCUUAUACUGUCGAACAAAAACAUCAAAUUACUAAUUUAUUCGAUACGACUACUGUUCUAAACGUUGGAAAAAAUGGAAUACCAAUUGUAGUGAAAUCACAUUUAACUAAUGAGUGUUCCA
Molecule: messenger RNA, 132 nt
Organism: Racocetra persica
Lineage: Eukaryota; Fungi; Glomeromycota; Glomeromycetes; Diversisporales; Gigasporaceae
Source: the annotation of a GenBank genome assembly